AUGGACGUGCUGGCACGGAAAGGCUACUACGAUGAGAUGACCAACACUUUCGAAGACAUCAAAGCCAAGCGCGAUGUUGUGGAGAAGGAGAUCACGGCUCUUCUCGAUGAGAAGGAAGAGGUUGAGAAACGAAUGAAGGAAGCGCAGGCCGAACUAGAAGCCGUCCAAGCAUCGAAUAAGGCCAGCCAGAAGGCCAAGCGGAAAACUGACCGCAUCCUUCGUCAGCUUGAGGCGGGCGGCUCAAUCGCGCGACAGGCGCUGAGGCGACUGCAGCUGAGCCGGAUGCCCCUGGCAGAGAGGGUCGCGAACGUACGCAAGGAUUUCCGGGAGGCUGCUUUGAGCAACAUCACGCCGAGCUCGCCCGUCUCUAGGCAGCGCGUCAAAGUGGACGACCUGCAGAUGAUCCUGCCGGCGACCGGCGAGGGAGGGGAGGACGGGGAGGAGGGCACAGAGGAAGUUGCGCUGGCCCUGCGCCGUUUCAUGCCCCAGGGGCUCAGCGAGCCACCAGUGAUCGUGUUCUUCCACGGAGAGAGCUACGUAGCUGGGGAUCUGGAUACACACGCUUGGAUGUGCGAAUCUCUGGCGGUUCUGUCCCGGGCUUCGGUGGUUUCGGUGGCGUACCGGCAGCCUCCAGAAGUUCGGUUUCCGGGAGCCUUCCAGGACUCCUUCGCAGCUGUCUGCUGGGUCGCCGAAGGUGGCCUCGGCUACUCGCCUCCCCUUUUGGCAGUUGCGGGCGACGCAGCUGGAGGAGGACUAGCUGCGGCGUGUGCCCUGCGGGCCGCGGUGGACGGACCCAGAAUAGCUUUGCAGGUGGGGCGGGAGCGGUGCACCUUCUGA
Messenger RNA from Symbiodinium necroappetens, 837 nucleotides. The record is from the annotation of a GenBank genome assembly. Lineage: Eukaryota; Dinophyceae; Suessiales; Symbiodiniaceae.